UGCUACUUUCAUAGCCGAAUCUUUUCGCGAGGACCGUCCGUUUCCAAUUCCAGACAUGGACGACUCGGAGCACCGUCUCUUCCGCUUCUCCAAACCAGGAUGGCUGAAUAGCGCCAACGCUCGCACUGCAGGUGUUUAUUCCUCCGGUGCUCUGUGCUCCCUCGGAUUUUUCUUCUUCAUCGAUGCGGCGGCUUUUUCCCAUAGCUCCAGAAACGGCUCUGUCGUUCACAUCAAAUUCGUCGACUGGAUCCCCGGUAUCUGUUCUUCGCUCGGGAUGCUUGUGAUCAACUCGAUCGAGAAAUCCCGGUUAACCGCAGAUAGCCUUAGCUACUUUGGUAGUGGGGUAGCUUGGAAAGUGCGAUUUGUAUUAUUUUUAGGAUUCGCGUUGCUGGCUGGUGGUCUAGCAGGGAGCGUGACUGUUAUGGUUCUUAAGUAUAUCAUUAAAGGAUACCCGUUGCAGACGCUUUACUUUGGAAUUGCCAAUGUGAUUGCGAAUGGCUUGAUUAUGGUCAGCUCUGCGGUCCUCUGGAUUUCGCAAAACAUGGAAGAUGACUAUACAUACAGUCUUGCGCUCUGAGUUUAGGACUGAUAUGCCUUUACCGCCCUCGCCAUGCUAAUAUCCACUAUCUUUGCUUUGUCCUUUUGUGUACAUCCGCUCUCUCUUGCAUUCGUUAAAGAUGACCUUUUAUGUCCGGCUGUCACUCUAAGUGUAUUUUUGCGGAGCAUUCGGAGUUUGCAGGCGUUCCGUUCAGAGCUUUGUAUACUCUAGUUUCGGAUUUUAAACACCAUUGAAAACAUAUAUACUCAUGGAUUACUGAU
This is a messenger RNA of Coccidioides posadasii C735 delta SOWgp, 819 nucleotides long. RefSeq lists its product as uncharacterized. Lineage: Eukaryota; Fungi; Ascomycota; Eurotiomycetes; Onygenales; Onygenaceae. Gene Ontology annotation, biological process: protein targeting to vacuole; late endosome to vacuole transport via multivesicular body sorting pathway. Gene Ontology annotation, cellular component: fungal-type vacuole membrane; Vps55/Vps68 complex. The record is from RefSeq and is a predicted model, not a curated record.